Molecule: messenger RNA, 726 nt
Organism: Magallana angulata
Lineage: Eukaryota; Metazoa; Mollusca; Bivalvia; Ostreida; Ostreidae
Product: perlucin-like protein
Exons: 4
Coding region: 1-726 (241 amino acids)
Molecular function (GO): signaling receptor activity
Source: RefSeq, a predicted model, not a curated record
AUGACAAGACUUUCAAUUCUUUUUCUUUUGACUUUUUCGUUCAUAUGUUACUGUGAACAGAGGGAGGUGUACUAUUCAGAUUUGGCCAACAAAGAAGCACCAUCCUCCUUAGUAGUGUUUUAUGAGCGUGCCUCAACUGUCAUCUCUUGUGGUGUAAAGUGUUUUAAUGACAAUUGUUGUGUUAGGUUUAUCUACAACACGAUAGGUAAACAAUGCAUGGGAUUUCAUGUUGUGGAGAGCGAUGUUUAUUUUUACCAGCAGGCGCCUUCCUGGUCUUCCGAAAUGCAACAGUUCAGAAAAGGUUGUGCUUCUGACUGGGUAGAGUUUAAAGGACACUGUUAUUUCUAUGGACAGCAGACAGUCAAAUGGUCAGACGCAAAAUUUGAGUGUCAGAACAUGUGUUCAUACCUGGUAGAGAUUGAAGACAAAGAAGAAGCUGACUGGUUGGCCAUGACGUUUCUAUACAAUGAUAAUUGCCCUACACAACUUUAUAGGGGCUGCACGGCAUGGACCGGACUUAACGAUCUGGACACUGAAGGUCAAUACGUAUGGGACCACUCGAACACGUCCGUAUUCUUUACAAACUGGCAUAGAAUUGAACCAAGCCUAUAUAAUCCGGCCGAUGCUCACACUCGUGACUGCGUUGACAUGUAUAGGACUGGUGAAUGGAAUGACAGACCUUGCUCUUAUGAAAACCCAUUUAUUUGUGAGAAAAUAAACUUUUGA